Cladophialophora immunda is the source of this 858-nucleotide messenger RNA. RefSeq lists its product as uncharacterized. NCBI's taxonomy places the organism in Eukaryota, Fungi, Ascomycota, Eurotiomycetes, Chaetothyriales, Herpotrichiellaceae. The transcript has 4 exons. The coding region runs from base 1 to 858 and encodes 285 amino acids. The record is from RefSeq and is a predicted model, not a curated record. Gene Ontology annotation, molecular function: dioxygenase activity.
AUGAGUGACGAGCCCUCCAGGAUUUCCAAACUUGAGGUCAUAGACCUGGCAGGUUUACGGACACGUUCGUCGACUGAGGUUGAGAAACUGCUCAAUGCUGCUCGUUCUUCCGGCCUCUUCUACCUGAAUCUUCAGAAUGACGUAAUUGGGAGGCAGAUAGCAUCGAUGCUGCCAGACAUCUACCUCGUUUCGGAGAACUUCUUCCGCCAGUCGAGCGAUGAGAAAAUGAAAUUCCACAGAGCUUGGCAGAAUCCGUCGCAGGAUCGUGGCUAUAAACAAAGCAGUUGUGAUGAGACUUUCGAGAUGGCUUAUGACGAAGUCCUCCAGAAGACAUGUCCGCUUCCUAAAUUGAUGGAAGAAAAGAUUGGACUUGUGGAUCUCUUUUCGAAGCUCUGUCACUCUACCUGCCUCACCGUGUUGUCGUCCUUUUCCGACGUUCUUGGCUUGCUUGACGACCAAAGAUUCGAAUCAAAACACCGCGAAGGAGAAACCAGCGACUCAGGCUUGAAGCUCAUAUCAGAGCCGACCCUGGACAAACUUAGUCAAGUUGGAGACAAUGUGCACACCGACAGCGGUACGCUGACAAUGUUGUUUUACGAUCUAUGGGGUCUUGAAGUAGAGCAACCUGGUGGUGGUGAAUGGGCAUUCACAGCACCCAUGAUGGAUUGCGCGCUUUUCAAUGUUGCGGACUCGCUGCAGCGACUGUCGCAAAAUCAGCUUCAUUCGCCCAGACAUCGAGUGACUCAACCUGGAGAUGGGGCGGGCGAGCGGUAUUACAUCUCAUAUUUCCUCAGGCCCGAGCAUACCGUGCCUCUCUGCGGCAAACUGCGGCACGAGCCCUCUCUCCAGUACGAUUAG